Messenger RNA from Oryctolagus cuniculus (rabbit), 957 nucleotides. NCBI's taxonomy places the organism in Eukaryota, Metazoa, Chordata, Mammalia, Lagomorpha, Leporidae. The record is from RefSeq and is a predicted model, not a curated record.
CUCCGCCCCCUCUCACCCGGAAGUAGAAAUCGCGCGGCGUUGCCAUGGCGGCGACUCUGGGACAGGUGCUGGCUCUGGUGCUGGUGGCCGCUCUGUGGGGCGGCACGCAGCCGCUGCUGAAGCGGGCGUCCGGCGGGCUGCGGCGGGUUCACGAGCGGACCUGGGCCCGGCAGCUGCUGCAGGAGAUGAAGACGCUCUUCCUGAAUACCGAGUACCUGAUGCCCUUUCUCCUCAACCAGUGUGGCUCCCUUCUCUACUACCUCACCUUGGCAUCAACAGACCUGACUCUCGCCGUGCCCAUCUGUAACUCCCUGGCCAUCGUCUUCACAAUGAUCGUCGGGAAGAUCCUUGGAGAAGAAAUUGGUGGCAAACGAGCCAUCGCCGGCAUGGUGCUCACCGUGACGGGAAUUACACUGUGCAUCACAAGCUCAGUGACCAGGACCCACAGGCAGCCAUCUGCUCUUUGACCCCCAGCAGCCCUGCUGUCUCCAGGGAGGCCCGGGUCACAAGGCGCAGGCCCUGAGCAGGGAGAGCUGGCGCGUCCUCCCAUCUCAUGUGGAGAACAGCUACCUCAUGAUCAUGUUAAGGACCACGAGCACACGGGAGACUCACACACCCUCAGCAUCCUCUCGGCCCGAGCAGCUGUCUUCCUGCCGUCAGUGCCAGGGCCUUCUGUGAACUGUCACGGGGCAGAAGCCAAGGACGGCAGCACCCCCGCUGCAGUCUCUGAGCCGGAAGUGCAGACAGGAGGCCCCCAGGGGUCAGAGUCCCCACACAUCAGGAUGGCAGCAGAGAUGAGCUGUCUGCCAGCCCCUCCCAUCCCACCAGGUGGUGGCCAGGAAUCCACCACUGUUAGCCCCUCUCCCGCCGGAGUCAGUGUGAGCCCGGCCUGCCCAGCCAGCACCCAGCACAACACCCGGUAGCAACAGCCUCCAAUAAAUCUGCAGUCAGCAGGGA